Molecule: messenger RNA, 2552 nt
Organism: Sorghum bicolor (sorghum)
Lineage: Eukaryota; Viridiplantae; Streptophyta; Magnoliopsida; Poales; Poaceae
Product: homeobox protein BEL1 homolog
Exons: 4
Coding region: 273-2177 (634 amino acids)
Biological process (GO): regulation of transcription by RNA polymerase II
Molecular function (GO): RNA polymerase II cis-regulatory region sequence-specific DNA binding; DNA-binding transcription factor activity, RNA polymerase II-specific
Source: RefSeq, a predicted model, not a curated record
UCUGCCUGGCGCCGCAGCAAAGGUGCGUGCGACUGCGUCGUCGCUGCCGACGCUGCCUGCGCUGCGUCUCCUUCGCUUCCUUUUCCUUCCUCGUCGGCGCUGCUACUUGCGUCUGCCGCCUUUGUCUCUACUGGUACUUUACACCGUCUCCGCCUUUCGAUUCUGACCUGAGCUUUUCGUCUCCAGUCUAGUGUUGUAGCACGUCAAGCAAAGCAAGCUGCAAGCCAUCCCAUCCCAUCCAUCGGCGUACACACACACACACACACAUAAACAUGGCGCAUGACGAGCAAGCAGGCCUAGCGUACGCGGACUACUUCGCGGCGGCGGCGGCCGCCGGCGCCGUGGCGACGCUCGUGCCGGAGGUGGACGACGACGCCGUCGCCGGGGCCGGGGAGGAGGAGGAGGAUCUUCACCUCUACGGCGUGCACCACCAGCAUGGGGUCGAGUUGUUCGGGCCCAGCAGGGGCCACAUGCUGCCUGCCGCGACGAUGAUGGCCGGCGGCCACGCUGCCGCUGCGGCGCACGGCAAGGCCGCCGCGCUCGGUCUCGUCGACGUCGACGUCGCUUCUCCCGUCGUCGGCGGGCACGACUUUGGCGACCACCACCACCGGCAGCAGGGUCUCCAGGCGCCGCUGUCGCUGGCGCUGCACCACCACCACCACCAGCAGCAGCUCGGCGGCGGCGGCGUGCCACGGCAUAACCAGCUGUCGGCGGCGUGGCCAGGCCCACAGCAGCAGCAGGGGCAGGGCGCGGCGUGGCACCUCCGUGGCUCCAGAUUCCUGCGCCCGACGCAGCAGCUCCUGCAAGAAUUCUGCACCCUUCCCGUCGACACCACCACCACAGCUGCUGCUUCCAAGCAGCCAGCCAGCGAGGACGGCGUCGGCGUCGGCUCCUCGACCUCGGCCCCGUCGGCGCAGAUCCAUGCCAUGAGUGCGUCCGAGCUGCAGAGGCUCAAGGCCAAGCUCUACGCCAUGCUCCAAGAGGUGGAGAGGAGAUACCGGAGGUACCGGGAGCAGAUGAGGGCGGUGGCGGGGUCCUUCGAGGCGGUGGCCGGAGAGCAGGCGGCGGUGGCGUACACGAGGCUGGCGUCGCGGACCAUAUCCAAGCACUUCCGGAGCCUGAGGGAUGGCGUGGCGGCGCAGAUGCAGGUGGUGCGCCGGGCGCUCGGCGAGAAGGACGCGGACGGCGGUGUUCCGGCGGCCGGCGGGAUGGUCAAGGGGGAGACGACGCCCAGGCUGCGGGUCAUCGACCAGUGUCUGAGGCAGCACAGGGCGUACCAGGCCGGCGUGCUCGAGAGCCAGCCGUGGAGGCCGCAGCGCGGGCUGCCGGAGCGCGCCGUCUCCAUCCUCCGGGCCUGGCUGUUCGAGCACUUCUUGCACCCGUAUCCAAGCGACGUGGAUAAGCACAUCCUGGCGCGCCAGACGGGCCUAUCACGCAGCCAAGUCUCCAACUGGUUCAUCAACGCGAGGGUCAGGCUGUGGAAGCCGAUGGUGGAGGAGAUGUACUCGGAGGAGAUGAAGGACCCGCAGGAGGGCGGCGGCGGCGCCGCCUGCAGCAACGCGAACAACAACAGCGUGAACACUAGCAGCUACACGUCCGAGCUAGGGCAGCAGCAGCUGGGGCACGGGGGUGGCGCCAGUGGCGUGGACGGCCGCGGCGGCGAGCGGAAGCCGACGCGGGCGCAGCUGCUGGUCCACGACGCCGGGUCGCUAGCGUCGGUCGUCAGUAUUGGAAGCAGCAGCAGGGACCAGCAGCAGCAGAUGAGCAGCAUCAAUUUUGGCAUGAUGGACCACCUCGACUUCGACGCGUACAAUGACGACCCCACCGCGGCCGGCCCCGGCGGGCCAGCCGGUGGGUUCGGUGCCGGUGGUUCCGGCGGCGUGUCGCUCACGCUCGGGCUGCAGCAUCAGCACGCCGACGACCCGCACGGCGGCGUGAACAUCGCGUUCGCCGGCGCCGCUCCGUCGGCGGCGCACGAGUUCCUGUUCAUGGCAGGCGGCGGCGAGCAGCAGAUGGUCGCGGGUGGCGCCGUGCACCCGUCCCACGGACACGGACACGGUCACCACGGUCAGUUCUCGGCCGCCGGCAUGCAAGGCGACGGCGUGCCCUCCUCGCACUACCACCGGGGCCUCAGCGCCGCCACCGGGUUCCAGCUCCUCCACGACCUGGCUGGCUGAUCGCAUUAGCAUGGCAAAGGGACGGACCGCGAUGGUCAGAGCCGAACGAGUGCUUUAAUUUGCUUUGGAGCUUCACGCGGCCGCUUGACGGGGAUGUGCCAACGGCAGCAGCUAGCGGAUGGCAUUGGCAUGGGCGCAUGGCGCUCGCGCAGCUUGUGCGCUUUGGAUUUUUGUAGGGUUUUAGAUUCCUCUCCCUUCAAUUCUUGGCAGGGUCUCUGCUGUCUAUAUGUGUAAUCAGUGUGUAUCGCUUCGGUGCUAGCUCGGACUCGCCUGAUUCCCUUACUGUUGCACGCUCGCGCCAACACAAAAAACUUUCUAAAAUUUAGUAUUAAGUCAUCAUUUAAAAAAAUAUUUGAGUACAAAUCGUUUUUUAUA